UAUUUUUAGUGAUUAAUGGCUUAAUUGAUUAAUUUCCCCUUUAGCUUCAACACAGUCGUAGGAAUGUGUGUGGAUUUAGUGGUUUGCAAGUGGGUGUGUGUAUGGUUUUGUGUGUGUGCGUGUGUAGUCUGUGUGGGGAGAGUGUAGCAGGAGAUCCCAAAUAAAGAUAAAAACUAGACAGUGAGUGGGGGAAAAACAAACAACUAUAGCAGACCUACUGAUACACACACUGAAUCUGUGAAUGUGGGAUUGGAUGCUGCACAGAGAGAAAAAAAAGAGAGAGUGAGAGCAAGGGAGAGAAGACGCACAACUCCCACCCUCCCUCAGCCCUCCAUCACUCCCUCCCUCUCAUCCUCCCUCCAACAUCAGCCCAUGCAGUCACACUUGGACUCCACUCCCACACGCUCACUAUGAACGCGUAGCGCUUGCGUCGCCGUUCUCCUUUACGCACACGCAGCACUGUGUGCGUGUGAGUGCGCGUGUAUGUGUGUGCAUCCGAGUGUGUGUGCGUGUGUGUGUAUAUGUGAACGGAGCAGAGCGGAGGAAUGGACUCCAGGCUGCUGAUCGGACCCGGCUUGCCCACGCCGGACCGGGCAACUCCGUGGAACAUGAGCUCCAUCAGUCCGCCGCACCGGCUUAUGGAGCUGCUCCCGGUCGCCACAGCUGGUGCCGUGGCACCGAGCCACCCCUUUCCAACGGUGGACGUCCCGGAUCAUGCCCACUACACCAUCGGGGUGGUCAUCCUCGCCGUGGGCAUCACGGGCAUUCUGGGAAACUUUCUGGUCAUAUAUGCUUUCUGCAGAAGCCGCAGUCUGCGGACGCCGUCCAACAUCUUCAUCAUCAACUUGGCCGUCACUGAUUUCUUCAUGUGUGCGACGCAAGCGCCCGUCUUCUUCAUCACCAGCAUGCACAAGCGGUGGAUCUUCGGCAAGAGAGGCUGCGAGUUGUACGCCUUCUGCGGCGCCCUCUUCGGCAUCUGCAGCAUGAUGACGCUGAUGGUGAUCGCGGUGGACCGCUACGUGGUGAUCACGCGGCCGCUGGCCUCGCUGGGGGCCAUGUCUCGCAGGAAAGCGCUGAGCAUCGUGGCGGUGGCCUGGCUGUACUCCGCGGGCUGGAGCUUGCCGCCUUUCUUCGGCUGGAGCGCUUACGUCCCGGAAGGUCUCAUGACGUCCUGCUCGUGGGACUACAUGACGUUCACGCCCACCGUGCGCUCCUACACCAUGCUCCUCUUCACCUUCGUCUUCUUCAUCCCGCUCUUCGUCAUCAUCUUCUGCUACUGCUGCAUCUUCAGAGCCAUCCGACACACCACCCAGGCCUUUGAGAAGAUCAACUGCGCGGGCACCAGGGAGUCGGCCAAGAGGUUCCACAAGAUGAAGAGCGAGUGGAAGAUGGCCAAGAUCGCGCUCAUUGUCAUCCUGCUCUUCAUCAUCUCCUGGGCGCCCUACUCCUGCGCCGCGCUCACCGCCUUCGCCGGGUAUGCACACCUGCUGACCCCCUACAUGAACUCUGUCCCGGCAGUGAUCGCCAAAGCGUCAGCCAUCCACAAUCCCAUCAUCUACGCAAUCACGCAUCCCAAGUACAGGUCCGCCAUCAGCCGCUACGUGCCCUACCUGGGGGCGCUGCUGUGCGUGCGGGUGCGCAAGCGCUUGAGCAGCAGCAGCUUCCAGUCCACCCGCCGCUCGACCCUCACCAGCCAAUCGGAGAGCCACCGCCACUGCAAGCGCCCCCGCUCCUCGCAGUCGGACAGCGACUCGGCCCGCUUCUCCGACAUGGACGACGACAGCUCCUUCCGAGCGCCCGUCAACCAACAGUUGCCCUGCGAUGUCAAACAUGCGCGUCGUUCCAGCCAGAGGUUAAAGGCCGAGGACAUCUCCAUGUCGGACCUCGGUCACCUCCCUGCCAGUCUCUUUCGGGCAGCGCCCGAGUUUGUCCCGCGCAUCGCGAGCAGGACGCCGCCGACGCCCGCCAUCAUCGUCACGUCCAUAUCCAGCCCGUCCGUACUGCACAGCCCCCCUGGUUUCCACGGCAACCACAGCAAAAGCUUCAGCCCCGUCGCCAAGGCGUCGCUCGACAUCGCCCGACUGGACACGCCCGUGGCCACGCCCACGCCGUGAGCGCCGUCACACCGACAGACACGUGUGUAAAUGUGGAUGUCUUCUUCGGAGGCAAAUUUUUUUUUUAAAUAGCAGCACGCUAUCUGCUAACAAUGCUAAUUUAAAGCCCUACCACGCAGUGGUGGGCUAAAAACUAGGCCCCAACUUUCGUUUGUUCUUCCCGGGCGUCAUCCAGCACAUCGCGAAAUGCGUAGACGGACGGCAGUUUUAAUGUUGUGGACACACACUGCAGACACAAGAAGGUUUUUUUUCCACAAUAGAAAUAAAGAGAACAACUCGCUACGCGCUUUUCUGGCUGCGUGGAUUCUUCUUAAGUCUGUCAUUUUGGCACAUUCUUGCCAGGAAUUUUUUGAAAAACAUACUAUUAUAACAAAUGCAUUCAUCGUACAUUGUUCACCUUAUUUCAAGGUAUCAGAUACUCACGAAGGCUAAAAAAAAAAUUGACAUGGAAUAAAUCCUCCUCACCAGUAGUUGGCGCUACACUGCGGCGGGUUGACACAUUAGCGAAUCAUUGUGUGUGUUAGAAGGAAAGAAAUGUCUCUGUUCACAAUUAUCUUUCAGUAUGUUCAUUGACAUUGUAUCAAAUGUAUCAAAAGAACUACUGCUGUCGGUACUCGGUAUCAGCUGAGUACUUAAGAGUGAACUGGUGUACUGGUCUGAAAAAAGUGAUGUCUAACAUCCCUAGUUGUAUAUUUAAUCAUUUGUUUUUAUUUGUUUAUAUGCCGGUCCAUCAAGAUGUAUCGUAUCUUAAAGUAACACUGUGGAUUUUUACUUACUUACUUUUAUUGGCUUUAUUUCAUACAGAAUUUUUAUUUGUUUUUAAAUGUUUUUGUUCCAAGUGUAUUGUAGCAGCAGCUACAACAAUGUUGUUGUCGUUGUUGUUGUUACACUGUGGACUAAGGUUUUGGGACACCUGGUGGUCUAUUAGGGGAGGGCAAACUUUUGGGCUCAAGGGCAAAAUUUGAAGAAAGUAAAAAAGUAAAAGUAAAUAAUGUGAUAUAGUUUAAUUCCAUAAUAAAAUGAUUAAAUUAAGUUUAAAUUUAUUUUUUAUGUUAUGACUUAGAAUUAAGUUAAUUAUGAUGAAUUAACCAAUUAUUCAGGAUUAGUCUACUGUCAUUGCAGUGUACAGUGCAAAUGUUGUUGUUUUUUCAAAUUAUAUAAUUGAAAAAUAAAUCAUCAAAUAUACACAGUUUAAAUUAAAUUAAAUAAAUUGUGUAAAUUUAUUUAAAAAAAUUUUUGUUCCUUACAAUGUAUCAGCAAAUUAUUUUUAGACGUAUACAUGAAAAAAGGUGACUAAAGACCCAAAAAUAACUAAAGUAAUGUAGCAAAUAAAAAGUUUAUUUUAAUAAUAAAAUAAGAAACCAUAACAUUUUUUAUAUUACUUGUAUAUGUAUUUAUGUUCGACCCAAUUAUUUUGUUAAAAAUAUAUAUGUGCAGUAUAUGUAAAUUUGUUUAUUUAAUUCAUGCUUUAUUUGAAUAAAAACAUAUUAAUUAACCAAUUAUUUAAUGAAUGAAAAUAUAACACAUAAAUUAAUGCAACAAAUACAAUAAUUUAUUGUCCCAAUGAAAUACUAGUUCAUGCUCAUUUUUGUAUUAUUUAUAAUAAUUUCAAUUAUAAUUAUCCAAUUAUUACAUUUAAAAAAAAACAUUUUUCUUUGAUUUUACAAAUCUAUCAAUCUACCAGUUAUUUACUGAGAUAAAUGAAUUU
Messenger RNA from Phyllopteryx taeniolatus (common seadragon), 3822 nucleotides. Its product is annotated as melanopsin-A-like. The record is from RefSeq and is a predicted model, not a curated record. The transcript has 11 exons. Gene Ontology annotation, biological process: visual perception; G protein-coupled receptor signaling pathway. Gene Ontology annotation, molecular function: G protein-coupled receptor activity. Bases 546 to 2114 code for a protein of 522 amino acids. Gene Ontology annotation, cellular component: membrane. NCBI's taxonomy places the organism in Eukaryota, Metazoa, Chordata, Actinopteri, Syngnathiformes, Syngnathidae.